Molecule: messenger RNA, 3526 nt
Organism: Pangasianodon hypophthalmus (striped catfish)
Lineage: Eukaryota; Metazoa; Chordata; Actinopteri; Siluriformes; Pangasiidae
Gene: cdk20
Product: cyclin-dependent kinase 20
Exons: 8
Coding region: 429-1463 (344 amino acids)
Biological process (GO): protein phosphorylation
Cellular component (GO): nucleus
Molecular function (GO): cyclin-dependent protein serine/threonine kinase activity; ATP binding
Source: RefSeq, a predicted model, not a curated record
AAUGUCUUUCUAAUCAGAAAUAGCAAAAAAAAAAAAAAAUCUGCGCUAGGAUUUUAACGCUGUUUAUGCACACAUGGCUACUUUCCAACGAUAAUAAACCAUUUUAGAGAAUACUGAAUACUGGUUUAUGGAGUUGGCUUGUGGUCUAUUAUCUAAAACGCGAAUCUUGGACUAGGGGGCCUUCCGACUUGCCGUAGCGCCAUGUUUCUGUAUCCAUGGAAACGCGGUGAAUCAGUUGGCCCGAGAUUAGCUGCUUGUUUUGGUCUGAGUAGUUAGCUUAAUUAGUAAUGUACAAUAUCUGAUUAAGAUGUUUUCAUGUAUAUUAUUUCUAAUUUCGGCUUUUGUUUAAAGAUAAAAUGAGCUGUCAUUUGGUGAAUGAGGCUAGUUAGCUAGGUUAGCUUUACGGAUUAGCCGGGUUAGCUCGUGCCAUGGAUCAGUACAGUAUUCUCGGCAGGAUUGGCGAAGGAGCGCAUGGAAUUGUGUUCAAGGCCAAACAUAUCGAGACAGGAGAGACAGUGGCACUGAAGAAAGUGGCCCUACGAAAGCUAGAAGAUGGGAUUCCCAACCAAGCCCUAAGAGAAAUUAAAGCACUUCAGGAAAUUGAAGAUAACCCAUAUGUAGUAAAGCUGAAGGAUGUGUUCCCACAUGGUACCGGCUUUGUGCUGGUCUUUGAGUAUAUGCUGUCGGAUCUGUCGGAGGUUAUCCGGAACUCUCAGAGACCCCUGACCGAGUCUCAGGUCAAAGGCUACAUGAUGAUGUUGCUCAAAGGGGUGGCCUUCUGUCAUGAGAACUCCAUCAUGCACAGGGAUCUGAAGCCUGCAAACCUUCUAAUCAGCUCAACAGGUCAUUUGAAGAUUGCUGAUUUUGGUCUGGCCAGGCUUUUUUCCAACGACGGAGAGAGGCUUUACAGUCAUCAGGUGGCCACAAGGUGGUACAGAGCUCCAGAGCUUCUAUACGGCGCUCGGAAAUAUGACGAAGGAGUGGAUCUCUGGGCAGUGGGUUGUAUUUUCGGGGAGCUGCUGAAUAACUCUCCUCUUUUCCCUGGAGAGAACGACAUCGAGCAGCUGUGCUGUGUGCUCCGUGUCCUGGGAACUCCCAACCAGAAAGUGUGGCCGGAGAUCACAGAGUUGCCAGAUUACAACAAGAUCACGUUUAAAGAUAAUCCACCGAUCCCUCUGGAGGAAAUCGUGCCCGAUACGUCCCCUCAGGCCAUUGACCUGCUGAAGAAAUUUCUCGUGUAUCCGUCCAAGCAGAGGAUUAGUGCCAGACAGGCUUUACUGCAUCCCUACUUCUUCACUGACCCGCUCCCUGCCCAUCACUCGGAGCUGCCCAUUCCCCAGCGAGGGGGGAAACACUCUCGCCAGCGACUGCAGCCCCCCUACGAGUUCUCAGUGGACCGGCCUUUGCACGAGAGCCUGGUGGAUCCCAGUCUGAUCCAACCACAUGCAUGGGGGUGUUUAUGAGGCCUGCUUCCCUGAUCAUGGCUUCUUUGCACAGUAGCAGGUGGCUGAAGCUGACUUUGCAUUACUGAUUUGCAUUCUUAAAAUAUUCAUGAAUAUAUAACAUUAUAGGUGACAAUGAUAUUUAUUUCCUAACUGUAAUAAUACAAAUUGCAAUGUCAGGAUUGUAUGUCAAAUAUUGUCAUUUUUAAUGUUCACAAGGGAAUGGCCAUGAUUGUUGUAAAGUUGUUUAGAUCAUACUAGACCUGUGACUGGAUCCCUUCUUCUUUAGAGCACAUUUGAAUACAGCAAAGUGUCUCAGAACUACUGAUUUGAAUGUUGAGCUUAACUUCCUGUAAAUAGACCUGUCAGCUCUGCCCUUGUGUUUUGUUUUGUUGUUGUUUUUUAUUUUCUUUUUCAGCUGUGCAUUCGCUUCGUAAUAUUAACUUUGCUGGCAGUGUUUCAUAAUCCUCAGCAGAGGUGGCUCAUGGGAUUCGAGCGACGCCUUAGAUAACAGCAAACAGCCACCACAUGACUGAAACCACACCCUGUUUACUAUAUAGUGCACUGUCAUGUCUAAAAACUUGGUGGAGAAGAUCCAGCACUCUCAUAAAAUACUGAACAAAAUACCCUUAAUGCAACUGAGUAGAGUUCAGCUCCCUUGCUAAGUGUGGUUUAAGUUCAUCUCCUUCAAUCAAUCGCCUUUCUUUUUGCAAACAUAACUCUAAUGAUUUUUUUUUUUAAUUUCUGUUUAUUUUGACUUUUUGCCUGUUAUCACCUGAUUUGGGAAUACCAGCAGUAAACGGUCUGAUUUCCUCUAACAGCCACAGCACAUGUUAAAGAUGCAGAUUGCAAUUUUAAACAUUAUUCUAGACCUACAUAUAAGUAGUAUUAAUUGAAUUUUAAAUCUACUUUAGUAAAUUUGUGAUUGGCAUUAUUCCCAUGUAAUGGAUCUCACUAGUCUCUUCAUUUUAGGCUCCUGAUACUGAUUUUUUUCAAACCCAGAUGCAGCCUAGCAGCUCAGCUCUGAACCUUUUCUCUGAAAUGCAAUUCAUCAGACAUAAACAGUUUGGGUUGUGGGGGAAGAGGAAGGCUCGUCAAUGCUUUCAUUGUAUUUUACUUGCUGUUUGCUUCACAGGCAAAAGAAGUUGCUAAAUAUUACAAACUGCUACUUUAUCGCAUUGUCAUAUCACUUCGAUUAUUCUUACUAGAGAAGUCACGCAAAGGCACACUUUACACACUGAAAUAUUGUUUAAUAAAAGGGUUCAUUAAAUCAAAACAAAAUAAAACAAACAAAAAAAAAAAUGUAUGACCCAUUGGGUAAGGGUGUUCCAUCAUCUGAAAAAAAAAAGCACACUUUUUCUUGGUUAAAAAAAUUGUAUGUCACACAUCUUAAAAAAAAAAAAAAAAAAAAAAAAAAAAAAAAAAAAAUUGAGCAGUAGUUUUGAAUGUGGUAUGUUCACACUUUCACACUUUUACAGUCGGUAGAGAAGAGAUACUGUAGCUGCAGUCCUAGUCCAUUAGCGCACAUGUCAGUUUGGGGCAACUUCCUCUUGUAUAAAAUUGGUGCAUAAAACGUGCUCAAAAAUCAUUAUGCUAUGUUGUAUGUUAUUAUAUAAUAUAUACCGUAUAUUAUUUAUUUGAUAUUAUUUACUUACUAAGUAUAUGUGUUACAUGUGUCUACUAACAGGCAGUAUAUCCACACACACACACACACACACACACAUAUACACACUAUAGCAGCCACCCCUUUCAGAUCUGGCCCUAUUGGUUCUUUGAUUAAGUUGUAUUUUGUUCUGAAUUUAAAAUAAAAGAAAAUCAAUAUUUACAAAGUCCAGUGUGACAUCUUCCCCACUGAAAGGGCAAAUUGUCACAAGUGCACACCCUCUACUUCAGGGUUCCCAAAUUUUUUUGGCAAAUAACCCUAAAUGUACAUUAUGAAUUGUCUACCACUCUACAUUUUUUUUUUUAAAUUCCAGAUUUAUAAUUUAGGACUCCUGCAACAUUUGAACAUUUUAUUAUGUCAGUAACGUGUAUAAUGUAAGUGACUAAAAACCAAAUGAAUAUUCCUAGUUGGGAAGGAUAAA